Cicer arietinum (chickpea) is the source of this 2298-nucleotide messenger RNA. Its product is annotated as putative serine/threonine-protein kinase-like protein CCR3. Lineage: Eukaryota; Viridiplantae; Streptophyta; Magnoliopsida; Fabales; Fabaceae. The record is from RefSeq and is a predicted model, not a curated record. Gene Ontology annotation, molecular function: protein kinase activity; ATP binding. Gene Ontology annotation, biological process: protein phosphorylation.
AUGACACCAUCAACUCUCCUUUUCUCCUUCGCCGUCAUUUUCACCAUAACCACUGUCAACAGCCUUGGCUCCGCCUCCACCACCGCCAUCACCUACGCCACAACCACCAUCUGCGGCAUAGUCGCCGGUAAACCCCACCAAUACAUCCAAUGCUACCAACCCGGAAAACUCAUUCCACCGAUCCUUCCCAACGUUUCCUUUCAGUCCAUCUCCGGUGGCCGGAACUUCUUCUGCGGACUUCGUUCCGAUGGACUCAGUCUUCACUGUUGGAACACAAAGACACCAACUUUGGCUUUCAAAUUCAAAAGGGUCUAUCACAGUGAAAAAAUUCAGUUGAAUGAUGUAGCUGUUGGUGAUGAUCACGUUUGUGCUACAGAGUUUCAUUCUGGUGCGGUAAGGUGUUGGAGAGGUUAUGGUGAAACUCAUAAACUUGAGUUUCCUUCUCCGGAUGAAUCGUUUCGGUUUCGAAGCAUUACUUGUGGUUGUGGUUUUUGUUGUGGAAUAUUGAUGGAAAAUAACAGAGUUCAUUGUUGGGGUGAAAAUGGUGUUGAAAAUUUGAUUCAGAAAAAGUUUGAGAAUUUUUCAAUGUCAACAUUGGUUUCUGGUGUGUCUCAUGUUUGUGGUUUAACACUUAAUGGUGUUUUGGUUUGUAAAGGUGAAAACAAUGAUUCUGGUAAGUUAAAUGUUCCUUUCAAUUCUGGUUCUGUUUUUAAAGGCAUUGCUUUAGGAAAAGAUUUCACAUGUGGAAUUAGAACAAAAAAUGGAUUUGUUUUAUGUUGGGGUAGUUUUUUUGGUAAUGAUGCUAUGCAAGGUGUUUCCUUUGAGUCAAUUGUUGCUGGUUUGGAUUUUGUUUGUGGUUUGAGUACUAAUAAUUUGUCUCUCAUUUGUGGGUAUGCUAAGCCUCAUUUGCAUAGUAAUGUUUAUGUUCCAUUGGGAAUGAUUCUUCCAAGUCCAUGUGUUAAAGAUUCUUGUAACUCUUGUGGUGUGUAUCCAAAUUCUGAUUUUCUUUGUUAUGGUUUUGGAACUAUUUGUUAUCAAUGUGAACCUGAGUUUCAGUUUCCAUUACCUAUUCCAUUGCUACCACCAAUAUCAUCAUCACCUAAGAAAGAGUCUCCUUCAGAAGGAAAAGAGUUGAAAGAUUGGAAAUUGAUGGUUUUUUUUAUUGUUGGAUCAGUUGGUGCUUUUGCUGGUUUAUGUACAAUUCUUUAUUUUGUUUUGAUUGGAGUUAGAAGAUUUUUGUUAAAGGCAGAAAUUGAUAAUUCUGUUCAACCUACAAGUAGUGAAUCAGAUGAUGGUUAUGUUGAUAUAGCUCCUAUGUUAGACAGAACUGAAAAUUUCUCAUUUUGGGAGCUAGCUUCAGCUAGUGAAAAUUUCUCAAUGGUUAAUAAGAUAGGUGCUGGAAGCUUUGGAUGUGUUUACAAAGGGAAACUAGUCGACGGCCGCGAAGUUGCGAUUAAACGAGGCGACACAAGCACUAAGAAGAAGAAGUUUCAAGAGAAAGAAAGCGCUUUUGAUUCUGAGUUGACAUUGUUGUCAAGGCUUCAUCACAAGCAUUUGGUGAGACUAUUUGGUUUUUGUGAAGAGAAUGAUGAGAGGCUUUUGGUUUAUGAGUACAUGAGUAAUGGUUCACUUUAUGAUCAUUUGCAUGAUAAGAAAAAUGUUGAGAAAAAUAGUAGCAUUAUGAAUACAUGGAAAAUGAGAAUCAAAGUUGCAUUAGAUGCUGCAAGGGGAGUUGAGUACAUUCAUAACUAUGCAGUGCCGCCGAUAAUACAUCGAGAUAUAAAAUCUUCAAAUAUACUUAUCGAUUCGAAUUGGAAUGGUAGAGUUUCGGAUUUCGGGUUGUCAUUAAUUUGGCCGGAAAAUGAUCAACAAGAAUUGAUGAAUAGUUGUAAAGCUGUUGGAACUGUUGGAUAUAUAGAUCCUGAGUACUAUGUUAUGAAUGUGUUAACAACAAAAAGUGAUGUUUAUGGUUUAGGUGUUGUGUUAUUGGAACUUUUGACAGGUAAAAAAGCAGUGUUUAAAAAUGAAGGUGAAUCAAGUCCUAUUGGUGUUGUGGAAUAUGCAGGACCAAAGAUAGCUUGUGGAGAGGUGUGGAAUGUGUUGGAUCAUAGAGUUGGAUUACCAGAAGUGAAUGAAAUUGAAGCUAUUGAGAUUAUGGCUUAUAUUGCUAUGCAUUGUGUGAAUUUAGAGGGUAAAGAGAGGCCUAAUAUGAAUGAUAUUGUUGCUAAUUUGGAGAGAGCAUUGGAAUUUCUUGAGGGUAAUGUCUCUAUGUCUUCAUUUUCUGCUACUCUCUCAUGA